Molecule: messenger RNA, 2026 nt
Organism: Sardina pilchardus (European sardine)
Lineage: Eukaryota; Metazoa; Chordata; Actinopteri; Clupeiformes; Clupeidae
Gene: cisd1
Product: CDGSH iron sulfur domain 1
Exons: 3
Coding region: 125-448 (107 amino acids)
Biological process (GO): regulation of autophagy
Cellular component (GO): intracellular membrane-bounded organelle; mitochondrial outer membrane
Molecular function (GO): 2 iron, 2 sulfur cluster binding
Source: RefSeq, a predicted model, not a curated record
ACCGGUGUCUGUGUUGUCACUUUUUUAUGCUAGAGUAGAGGCGGUGAACUUGUGCAUCGCAUCGGCGUUAAGGACAUUGCUGUUUUACCUAAGGAGGAUUAACCGUCCAUCUCAUUUCUACGCCAUGAGUAAUUCAAGCUCUAUAUCCAAAGCCGAAUUAAUAGCGGCCGUCUCAUUGACCGCCGGAGCAACUGCGGUUGGCAUCCUGGUGUACCGAACAUUUUUCUCCAAAAGUAAAUGCAGUAAGCCAAAGGUGAACCUGGAUUUGCAGAAGGACAAUCCGAAAGUGGUACAUGCGUUUGAUAUCGAGGACCUGGGAGACAAGGCUGUGUACUGUCGCUGUUGGCGUUCUAAGAAGUUCCCAUACUGUGACGGUGCCCAUGCAAAACAUAACCAAGAGACUGGAGACAAUGUCGGCCCUCUUAUCAUCAAACGCAAAGAGGCGUGAGAGCAAAAGUCUCAAGCUUGGAUAUCAUGCCUUGGAUGUUUUCGCUGUUCACACACGCACACCUGUGUCUGUCCUAGUCAAUUUGCUUUUUUUUUUUUGGUUUUGCUUUUUUCCAAAUUGGUAUUACUACUUCUCUUUUGAUUCCUGCAGUGGUGGGGGUUCUGCGACUCAACCAAAUCUAGUGAUAUGUGAGGCUCUGUGUCUGCCCUGGUCUUUGUUAGUGAGUGGGAAAGGGGUGUGGAGAGCACUGGUGCAGUGCAGAGGAGGACAAGCUUGGUCUGACCGCCCUACUGUCCAUACACUAAUGUGAUUGAAUGUGUAAACUGUGUGUGUGUGUGUGAUUAGUUUGCCGAGAGGCAUUCUACAUUUGCACUAAGCCAUCUAUGUGCUGCUUAUGUGUAGGAGAGUUGUCUUAUAGGGUCUUGGCCACGAAAGGAAUCCUCUGGCCCUGUCUAUGUUCAGGGGUUGGGUUGGCAUGGAAAGCUCUUCAACGGUUCAUGUCUGUCGUCUUUCAGUUAUUGCAGUGUGUGUAUAUAUGUGAGCUUGUGUUUCUCCCCGGAACAAUGCUUCCUAGUUAAUGUGAUGAGAUGUCUUUAAAGCAUCACCCUCCAACACACAGCCUUAUCUCCAUCGUUGUCAUUCAACUGAUUAGCUCUUAGCUUCUGUUGUGUGACUCAAAAGCAGGGCACAUUAUUUUCUUAAACAGCCUGAAUGUGGUCUUGUUUGGUCUAGAAUUACAGAAUUUCCUCAGAUUAUCCAGCUCCUCAAAUUUAGUAUGUUGGCUAUAAUGUGCUUUGUUGCCAAUCCACUGAAUGAUUCAUAUCUUUUUUUUUUUUCCUUUUUUUUUUUUUGAAGAGAAUGUGGUUUGUGUUAUGUGUUUGUUGUCAUGAAGCUGCCAAUUCAGUUAACAUUGACAAACAUGGACUCAUACUUGAUGCCAGAAAUUCAACUGAUUUAUCUUAUCAAUGUCGUGGACAUUGCUUGUUCAGGUUAUUUAUUUACUAAAAUAAAUAAUAUGUCAACUUCAUAGUAUUACUGACCCAUUGUCUUGCACUUGUAGACUAGUAUGUUUCUAUGUCUGAGAUGAAUUGUUGCCCCAUGAUGUUGUUAUUUGUUCUGCCUUUUCUGUAGUCUGAAAACCUAGCUACUGAAUUCUUCAAUCUGUCAAUCGGGUUGAAAUUCUUCCACAAAGUCUAUGUGGUGUACAUAUAUUUCAUGAGCUUGGAGGUGUUAUUUGUUUCCUACUGUAGCAUGAAUCUACUGUAUUGGUUAAACUUAGAAUUCAUUGAUUUAUAAAACAUCCAUUAUUCCUCUGCAGUAGUUCUUGUUUGUACGCAGCCAGCUACUGUAGCUGCAGGCUAUCAGCAAUCAGUGCAAGAAUGUGGCAAGUUAUGAGUUGUUGACCUGAAAGGCUUUUUUCCCCUAUUGUUCAUCGCACCUUGAAGAGGUCAGGGUUGUGUGUACAUAGAAGAGAGAAGAUAAUGGUAAAUAUACAGAGCUGUUAAUAGCUUUUUGGCACCAUUAUGUAUGUUUUAUAUCAUUUGAUUUAUUAUAAUUAUUAAAAAGCAUUUAAACCAA